CACACCACUGAAAGUAUGCAGCUCUUCUCUGUUAGUGAAGACAAACGGAAUGUGAACACAGCCGUCUAACUUCACUAAACUAAAAAAAUAAUAAUAACACUAACAGCCACACAUUUGGAUUUAAUCUGAAAUUCUGCAGUGCUGAUAGACUUAUUCAACAAUACCUACAUGUUUGAAGAUAUCGCCAUGCGUUAUUACACAGAGCCAACAUCUGAUGUCUCCUCUCCAGAAGACUACCCAAACUACGGCUGGCCGUAUGAACCUAACAAUUCCAGUAACUUUAGCUUUGCUGCACUUCCUGUGCACAGCGAGACUGACCAGGGUGUGACCAUCACCGAUACUUCAAAAAUGGUUCUAAACAGCAGCCUCACCACAGUCUUCCUCCCUGUUGUUUACAUCAUCGUCUUUGUUGUGGGGUUGCCCAGCAACGCCAUGGCCAUCUGGGUGUUCCUCUUCAGAACAAAGAAGAAGUAUCCAGCGUCCAUCCUAAUGGCCAAUCUAGCGCUGGCUGACCUGCUCUUCAUCGUGUGGCUCCCACUGAAGAUCGCCUACCACUUCAACGGCAAUGACUGGAUCUAUGGGGAGCCACUGUGUAAAGUCCUAGUGGGGUUUUUCUAUGGGAAUAUGUACUGCUCCACUAUCUUCAUAGCAUGCAUCAGUGUCCAGCGCUACUGGACAGUAGUGCACCCACUUUCUCGGAAACCAAACAGGCGUGUAACAGUGUGUGUAUGUGUUGGUGUGUGGAUUGUAGUCUGGGUCCUCACUGUACCGCUCUACCUGUAUGACCAGACCGUUAAAAUCCUCAAUCUCAACACAACCACCUGCCACGAUGUCACUCGCUUAAAUCAAACACACAUCCCUGUUGGGUAUUUCCUGACCAUGGGCACUGUGGGAUAUAUAGUUCCCUGUGUGGUCUGUAUUGUGUCAUACCUGCUGACCUUUCGCUCCCUCAGCAGGUCCAUAACGGAUACCGGUGGUAAUAAGAGGAAAAGGAAGGCUAUAAUCCUCAUGAUUACUGUGCUGGUGAUGUUCCUGGUCUGCUUCACUCCCAGUAACAUCAUGCUGAUGGUGCAUUACUCUCUGCUGAGGGCAGGGCUUCAGAAUGAUGUCUAUGGCUUCUACAUCCUUGCUCUGUGUCUGGGCAGCCUGAACAGCUGCCUGGACCCGUUUGUGUAUUAUUAUAUCUCAGAGGAGUUCAGAGAUCAUGUGAGGAACACGCUGAUGUGCCGUAGCGAACGAACAUCCAAACAGAUGAAGAUUUCCUUCAGACCUAUCAGUGCCUCCACAGACACCCCAACACAUUCAACUCACACGUCUUCACUGGAUCAACAGUGUGAGAGUUCUCAGAAUACGACAUCUGAUUAGGGGUAUAAAUGGACAGCCAAACAAGCGAUGUCUAAAUGAUUACCUACUGAGUUAUGGUAAAGGAAGUAAUAUCUUUCUUGAUUUACACAGCAUGUGAUACUAAUUUCCUACAGUUUUGGGCUAAAACGUUGGGCUAAAAUGCAUGAUGCCUGUUCAGAUUGACUACAUUCCCCAUCAUUCCCCAGCAUCUUUCAACUGAAUGCUUUCUGUUUGCAAUAAGUCAGGCUAUACACCAAGUGUUAUCUAGAUGUAGGUCAUGAAUUAAUGAUUCAAAAACAAAAUCACACUAUUAGUUGUUUUAUCUUAUAACUAUUCCACUUGCAUCUGUGUGAAAUGAAUAAAAUAGAAGCACAUCUAGAAAAGCAUCUAGAACUGAAAGGAGAGCUAGAACAAGAAGAGAGAGUGGGUAUUUUAUGAAACGUUCUGAAAACACCUACGGCGACCGUUUAAACCUGGUCGUUUUAUGCUUAUCUGGAUUGUAGCCUGAUAGAAACUUAACCACGCGUUUACACUUGUCAAUAAAUUUGGUUUCAGCUAAUCAGAAACCAGAGUCAUGUGCAAAUUAGUUAAUAUACCACAACCCAUCGC
Messenger RNA from Colossoma macropomum (tambaqui), 1953 nucleotides. RefSeq names its product proteinase-activated receptor 2-like. The transcript is spliced from 3 exons. Gene Ontology annotation, cellular component: membrane. The coding region runs from base 169 to 1365 and encodes 398 amino acids. The record is from RefSeq and is a predicted model, not a curated record. Gene Ontology annotation, molecular function: thrombin-activated receptor activity. Gene Ontology annotation, biological process: thrombin-activated receptor signaling pathway; positive regulation of Rho protein signal transduction; phospholipase C-activating G protein-coupled receptor signaling pathway. Lineage: Eukaryota; Metazoa; Chordata; Actinopteri; Characiformes; Serrasalmidae.